Cariama cristata (Red-legged seriema) is the source of this 1276-nucleotide messenger RNA. It is a transcript of the gene RHOBTB3, whose product is annotated as Rho-related BTB domain containing 3. Gene Ontology annotation, biological process: regulation of proteolysis; proteasome-mediated ubiquitin-dependent protein catabolic process. Gene Ontology annotation, molecular function: ubiquitin protein ligase binding; GTP binding; GTPase activity. The annotation marks the transcript as partial. Gene Ontology annotation, cellular component: cytoplasm. The record is from RefSeq and is a predicted model, not a curated record. NCBI's taxonomy places the organism in Eukaryota, Metazoa, Chordata, Aves, Cariamiformes, Cariamidae. The transcript has 8 exons.
AUGUAUGUGUCGGUCAAUAUUGUAGCCUUUGGGAAUGAAAGAGACGAGUUUUCUGAGGACAAUCAGCAGCCGAGCCUGAUCUGGAGCUAUCUCGGGAGAAGUGCUCUCGUUUCCCAGAUUGACAGCAGCUUCUCUGCCAGUCACGCUGGAAACCCAGUUUUUACCGAGUACCAAGCCUGCGUGUUUGGAAAUGUCAGACUGGUGGUACACGACUGUCCUGUCUGGGAUAUUUUUGACAGUGACUGGUACACUUCUCGCAGUCUGCUUGGAGGAGCUGAUAUUAUUGUGAUUAAAUACUCUGUCAAUGACAAGACUUCGUUUCAAGAACUAAAGGACAGUUAUGUCCCAAUGAUAAAAAAAGCGUUAAACCACUGCUCGGUUCCAGUAAUAAUUUCUGCUAUUGGUGCACGAAAAAAUGGAGUGCCUUGCACCUGCCCGCUGUGCACUUCGGACAGGAGGAGCUGUGUCACCACCUCGGAGGGAGUUCAGCUUGCCAAGGAACUAGGGGCCACUUACCUCGAACUGCACGCUCUCAAUGACUUCUACGUACAGAAGUACUUUGGAGGAGUGCUGGAAUACUUCAUGAUCCAAAGUUUGAAUCAGAAGUCAUCUGAAAAAAUGAAGAAAAGGAAAAAGAUGCAGAAGUGCCAUCGAGUUCAGCCACCUCAGCUUGAACAGCCAGAAAAAAUGCCGAUCUUAAAGGGCGAAGCCUCGCACUACGACGCGGACCUGCACAACCUGCUCUGCUGCUGCCAGUGCGCGGACGUGGCCUUUUGCCCCGAAGACCUCAGCACGGUGGUGGAGGCUCACAAGAUCAUCCUCUGCUCCGUCAGCCACCUCUUCAUGCUGCUUUUCGAGGUGAAGAGCCCCGCCGACAUCCGCGAUGCCUCCAUCAUGCGGACAGCCCAGAGCCUCUUCACGGUGGAGACAGGGGCCACCUUCCCCCCGUCCCCCCACGGCGUCCCCCCCUGCGUCCCGCCGGCGAGGGUGGUGGUGAAGGACUCUGUCUUCUGCUCUUGUCUCCCAGACAUCCUCCGCUUCAUUUAUUCAGGUGCUUUCCAGUGGGAACGAUUGGAAGAGGAUAUAAAAAAGAAGUUGAAGGAUCCAGAAAAAACAGAACAUGUGCUUGAGAAAGUGAAAUGUAUCCUGAAAACUCCAGGGAAGCUAAACACUGUAAAGGACUGCAGAUCUCACCAGAUAAAACGGCUUUAUAAGACUUCUCUCAGGCUGUUCUUUAAUACGCCUGUCCUAGCUGAUGUCAUCUUCAAAAUACAAG